Messenger RNA from Hippopotamus amphibius kiboko, 1568 nucleotides. RefSeq names its product DIM1 rRNA methyltransferase and ribosome maturation factor (gene DIMT1). NCBI's taxonomy places the organism in Eukaryota, Metazoa, Chordata, Mammalia, Artiodactyla, Hippopotamidae. The transcript is spliced from 12 exons. Gene Ontology annotation, biological process: rRNA methylation. Gene Ontology annotation, cellular component: mitochondrial matrix. Bases 126 to 1067 code for a protein of 313 amino acids. Gene Ontology annotation, molecular function: rRNA (adenine-N6,N6-)-dimethyltransferase activity. The record is from RefSeq and is a predicted model, not a curated record.
CCAGGGGGCGGGUGCCCGCCCCCUCCCCCACGUGGCCAGAACGGGCUGUGGUGGUGCGGCGACCAGUGGUUGCCGGUUCUGGUCCUCCCUGACUUCCCCGGCCUGUGGGCCCGCUGCCUGCAGAGAUGCCGAAGAUCAAGUCUGGGGCGAGCGGCUGCCGCCGCGAGCGGCAACAACGGCGCCGGGAGCUGAAGGGCGCCGGAGGACUCAUGUUCAACACGGGGAUUGGGCAGCACAUUUUGAAAAAUCCUCUCAUUGUUAACAGCAUUAUCGAUAAGGCUGCCUUGAGACCGACUGAUGUGGUGCUGGAAGUUGGACCUGGAACUGGCAAUAUGACUGUAAAGUUGCUAGAAAAGGCAAAAAAGGUAAUUGCCUGUGAACUUGACCCAAGGCUAGUAGCUGAGCUUCACAAAAGAGUUCAGGGCACGCCUCUGGCCAGCAAACUUCAAGUAAUGGUGGGUGAUGUGUUGAAAACAGAUUUGCCAUUCUUUGAUGCUUGUGUAGCAAAUUUGCCUUAUCAGAUCUCUUCUCCUUUUGUCUUCAAGCUGUUGCUGCACCGACCUUUUUUCAGAUGUGCUAUACUUAUGUUUCAAAGAGAAUUUGCUCUCCGACUGGUUGCAAAACCUGGAGAUAAGUUAUACUGCAGACUGUCAAUUAAUACACAGCUAUUAGCACGUGUGGACCAUCUAAUGAAAGUCGGAAAGAAUAACUUCAGACCACCACCCAAGGUGGAAUCCAGUGUCGUAAGGAUAGAACCUAAGAAUCCCCCACCACCUAUCAAUUUUCAGGAAUGGGAUGGCCUAGUAAGGAUCACCUUUGUUAGGAAAAACAAGACACUGUCUGCUGCAUUUAAGUCAAGUGCAGUGCAACAGCUACUGGAAAAAAACUACAGGGUUCACUGUUCAAUCCAUAAUAUUAUAAUACCAGAAGACUUCAGCAUAGCAGAUAAAAUACAGCAAAUCCUAACCAGCACAGGUUUUAGUGACAAGCGGGCCCGUUCCAUGGACAUAGAUGAUUUCAUCAGACUGCUACAUGGGUUCAAUGCAGAAGGUAUCCACUUCUCUUAGUUAUCUGGAAAAGACGUUUUCAAACUCAAGAAAAGAAAGUGGAAUUAUAUCUUAAUAAUUUGAGAGGAUGAACUAUGCUUGGACACUACGUGCUUGACUAUUUUUGACUGACUACCAUUGUCAUCAUUUAUUACUCUGAAUUUUUAGGGAAGUAACUCAAUUCUAACUUUCCAAGGUGGUUUUUUUCUUUGUUUUUGUUUGAUUUUGAUAUAUAACAUAGGGCAGGGUCCAAUUUAUAUACAAUAAUCUUCAAGAGCCGCAGACACGCACAACUUUACACUUAAAGUUAUUUCUAACUGUACUGUAUAAAGAUGUUACACUUCUGUUUUCUUUGUUAUGUAUUACUGUGAGAACCUUUUUUUUUAGGCUUUUAGCUCUUUAGGCCUUUGUCCUUCAAGUCACAAAAAAGUUAAACAUAUGCUUAAUAUAGUCAUAUAUUCCCCAUACAGUUUCUUCUUGUUAUUCAUGUGUACAGUAAAGCAAUCAUUUCCUAAAAUGUUA